CACAGUUCAAUUACCCUGUGACGCUACACAGAGGUUUCUCAAAAUGGCCUCCGAAGCCCCUAAGGAUAUUCCUGUGCGGCCUGCCGCCGACGCGCCGGCCUCUGAAGCCGCUGCCCCGCCAAAAGAUGCGAAAAAGCAGGCCCCGAGCCCCGAUGUUCUCCCAGAAUUCAUGAUUGAGCGAAACAAGCUCUUCGAGGAACUCUGGCAACAAUACCUCGAAGAGAUCAAGAACCGCCCUCACCCCGAAAUCACCGUUUCCCUUGACAUUGGCGACGGCAACCCUUCUUCGGUCUCCGCCAAAGCCUUCGAGACCACUCCUGGUUCUUUCCUGCGCGAUGUUCCCAAAGAUAUUGCUGCCAAUGUUGUCAUAGCCAAAAUUGACGAUAAGGAGUUGUGGGACCUGAAUCGUCCUCUGGAGAAGGACUGCAAGGUUCUUCUUGUUCCUUUCAGCAACCCCGAGGCCCGUGAGGUCUUCUGGCACUCCAGUGCUCACUGUCUGGGUGAGGCAUGUGAAUGUGAAUAUGGCUGUCUUCUUUCCCAUGGUCCCCCUACCCCCCAGGGUUUCUUCUACGAUAUGGCCAUGCCCGAUGGACGGGUUGUUCGCGAGAGUGAUUGGAAAGCGCUCGACAACAAGGCCUCGCGCAUCUUCAAGGAGAAACAAAGCUUUGACCGAUUGGAGGUUUCCAAGGAGAACCUCAAGAAGAUGUUCGGAUACAGCAAAUAUAAGUUGCACUACAUUGAUAAGCUCGUCACUGGUGAGAGCAGCACCGUCUACCGCUGCGGAACCCUUGUCGAUCUCUGCCGUGGCCCUCACAUUCAAAACACUGGCAAGAUCAAGACCUUCAAGAUCAUGCAGAACUCAUCUGCCUACUUCCUUGGUGACCAGAGCAACGAUUCCUUGCAGCGUAUCCGUGGUGUUGCUUUCCCUGAUAAGAAGGCAAUGGCCGAGCACCUGAAGUUCUUGGAAGAGGCUGAGCGCCGUAACCACUUGCGAAUUGGAAAAGAACAAGAGCUGUUCUUCUUCGAUGAAGUGUCUCCCGGAUGUCCUUUUCUCCUCCCUAACGGAACCAAGAUUCUCAACCAAAUUCAGUCCCUCCUGCGUACUGAGUACCGCAAGCGCGGCUACCAGGAAGUCCAGACCCCCAACAUGUUCGAUGUUUCCAUCUGGAAGACCUCUGGUCACUGGGCUCACUAUAAGGAUGACAUGUUCAAGUUGGACGUUGAGAAGCGCGAGUGGGCCCUUAAGCCUAUGAACUGCCCUGGUCACUUUAUUCUCUUCGGCCACCGUGAACGGAGUUACCGUGAGCUGCCUAUGCGUCUUGCAGACUUUGGAGUGUUACAUCGUAAUGAAGCGAGUGGCGCGCUAUCUGGUCUUACAAGAGUGAGGAGGUUCUGCCAAGAUGAUGCGCACCUCCUGGUUGAGCCGCACCAGAUUAUGUCUGAAGUGGAGGGUCUGUUCGAUUUCUUGCAGUCCAUCUAUGGGCUGUUCGGCUUCACCUUCAAGCUGAAGCUGUCCACCCGCCCCGAGAAGUAUAUGGGCUCGUUGGAGACCUGGAACCAAGCCGAGGAGCAGCUCAAGAAGGCCUUGACCAAAUUCCAGGGUAAUGAUUGGGUCAUUGACGAGGGUGAUGGUGCCUUCUACGGCCCUAAAAUUGAUAUCACCAUAAAUGACGCAUUAGGUCGUGGUUUCCAAUGUGCCACCAUUCAGCUGGACUAUCAAGCUCCGCUGAACUUCAAACUGGAGUAUCAGACCAACGAAAAGCGGGAGAAGAACACCGAGGAGGACGCGAAGGAAGACGUGACCAAGUCCGACGGGCUGCCCUUCGGCCGUGCCCGUCCUGUUGUCAUUCACCGUGCUAUUAUUGGUAGCUUCGAGCGAUUCCUUGGUAUCUUGACCGAGCACUUUGGUGGCAAGUGGCCGUUCUGGAUCAGUCCGCGCCAGAUCCUCAUUGUGCCAGUGAUGCCGGCUCUGAACGACUACGCCGAGGAGCUGCAGCGUAUCCUGCAGGGAGAUAAGCUGAAUGUGGACGUGGACAUCAGUGGCAACACCCUGCAGAAGAAGAUUCGUACUGGCCAAUUGGCCCAGUACAACUUCAUCUUCGUUGUGGGAGCGCAGGAGCGUGAAUCUGGCACUGUUAAUAUUCGUAACAGAGACGAUCCCGCAAGCCAAAGCAAGGGCGUCAUGGUCCCUCUGGAGGAGGCACGGGUCAAGCUCCGGGCAUUGCGUAAGGAACGUCGGUUGGAGAACACUCUGUAG
Messenger RNA from Penicillium canescens, 2257 nucleotides. Its product is annotated as threonine--tRNA ligase THS1. Gene Ontology annotation, molecular function: ATP binding; threonine-tRNA ligase activity. The transcript is spliced from 4 exons. Lineage: Eukaryota; Fungi; Ascomycota; Eurotiomycetes; Eurotiales; Aspergillaceae. Gene Ontology annotation, biological process: threonyl-tRNA aminoacylation. The coding region runs from base 44 to 2257 and encodes 737 amino acids. Gene Ontology annotation, cellular component: cytoplasm. The record is from RefSeq and is a predicted model, not a curated record.